This is a messenger RNA of Melanotaenia boesemani (Boeseman's rainbowfish), 4975 nucleotides long. It is a transcript of the gene prkcz, whose product is annotated as protein kinase C, zeta. Gene Ontology annotation, biological process: protein phosphorylation. The record is from RefSeq and is a predicted model, not a curated record. The coding region runs from base 858 to 2348 and encodes 496 amino acids. The transcript is spliced from 15 exons. NCBI's taxonomy places the organism in Eukaryota, Metazoa, Chordata, Actinopteri, Atheriniformes, Melanotaeniidae. Gene Ontology annotation, molecular function: protein serine/threonine kinase activity; protein binding; ATP binding.
UUUUUAGCCGUUUUUUCUUGCGUAGCUUUACUGCAGAGGGACCCGAGCUGGACGCCUGCUUUACUGCUUCUCCCUACUCAUGUGAUAAUUCUUAAUUAUUCCUUUUACCUUCUAGUGGAGAGAUGUGAUUUAAACCCAAUGAUGUAUAUUGGCCAAUAUUCCUUUACCUGUAUUUGGUACGCAGUUCUGCAUGUUGGCAUUAUAUUUAAGUGAGAAUACAACAAGGCUAACUAGUUAAAUUAGUUAUCCCUCUCUGUACAUUCCCAGUAAUAUCCAGCCUCAGGAUGCACUACCUCAGGCUUAAAUAGGGCAGCAUGACAAACAGUCACAUGCUGUCUUUAGGUCUGAAAAGUGCUAUAAAUGCAUCUUUACACUUGUUUCUGGGAAAGUGAAGCUGUCAUCCAGGACAUGUUCCAACAGCACAGCAACCAAAAAUAGUCCACGAGGUUUGUAUUUGGGUUAGAAGUGAAGUGUGCAGAGGAUGCAGCUGUUGCAUCCUAACCACUUACGCCAUCUUGUGGGCAAGAAGCUGCAACUGCAGCCUGGAUGCAGACUGUAGGGACAUCUUAUCCUCAGUGCAGAGCAACUGAUGCACAACCAUUAAAGAAGUAGACAAGAAAAAAUAUUUUGGAAUGGAAGCUUAUGUAACCCUCCUUCGAUGUGUUUUACUGGGCUGUGUCACAGGAAGAUGGAGAAGAGCAGCCUUGAGGAGGUUAAAUGCAAAUAAGAAGGAAAGGGAGGGAGGAGAGAGCAGGAGGAGGAGGAGGAGGAGGAAGGCAGGAUCAGCAGAAGAGUAGCAGAGGAGGAUGAGUAGUUGAUCCAGAGUAUGAAGGAGCUGGACUUGUUUAGAAGGAGGGAUGCUGCUCACGCUGCUGUUCUACUUUCGAGUCAAAGAAUCGAUCUAUCGUCGCGGGGCCAGAAGAUGGAGGAAGCUCUACCGAGUCAACGGACACCUCUUCCAGGCCAAACGCUUUAACAGGAAAGCCUACUGUGGCCGCUGUAGUGAAAGGAUAUGGGGGCUGGGCCGGCAGGGCUACAAGUGUGUCAACUGCAAACUGCUGGUCCAUAAGCGCUGUCACAGACUCAUUCCUCAGACCUGCCAAAGGCUUAUGGAUCCAGUCAUGCCGUCACAGGAACCCCCUUCAGAUGCCCAGAGUGAGGAGGUGGACCUUCCACCAGAGGACCCGGAUGAGAUACCGUUGCUGCCGCACAACUGUGCAGUGGAUAAAACCGAAGAUGCAGAUCCAGAGGACAUCAAAGCAGUCGUUGACGGCAUCGAUGGCAUUAAGUUGUCUCAGGAACUGACUCUUGGGCUGAGUGACUUCGACCUGGUCCGAGUGAUCGGGCGUGGGAGCUACGCCAAGGUCCUGCUGGUUCGGCUAAAGAAGAACGAGCAGGUGUACGCCAUGAAAGUGGUGAAGAAGGAGCUGGUUCACGAUGACGAGGAUAUCGACUGGGUGCAAACGGAGAAGCAUGUGUUUGAGCAGGCGUCCACAAAUCCUUUCUUAGUCGGCCUUCACUCCUGUUUCCAGACAGAAAGUCGGUUAUUUCUGGUGAUUGAAUAUGUGAAUGGUGGGGACUUGAUGUUUCAUAUGCAAAGACAGAGGAAGCUCCCUGAAGAACAUGCGAGAUUUUAUGCUGCUGAAAUCUGUAUCGCUCUGAACUUCCUUCAUGAAAAGGGUAUCAUCUAUCGUGAUUUGAAGCUGGACAACGUACUCUUGGACCACGAGGGACACAUCAAGCUCACAGACUAUGGAAUGUGCAAGGAGGGAAUCAGACCAGGAGACACCACCAGUACUUUCUGUGGAACUCCCAACUACAUUGCACCUGAGAUCCUGAGAGGAGAGGACUACGGCUUCAGUGUGGACUGGUGGGCUCUGGGCGUGCUGAUGUUUGAGAUGAUGGCUGGGAGGUCUCCAUUUGACAUCAUCACCGACAAUCCUGACAUGAACACAGAGGAAUACCUCUUUCAAGUUAUUCUGGAGAAGCCUAUUCGCAUCCCAAGGUCUCUAUCGGUGAAAGCUGCCAGCGUGCUCAAGGGCUUUCUAAACAAGGAUCCUAAGGAGCGGCUGGGUUGCCAGGUCCAGACAGGCUUCACCGACAUCAAGUCCCACACAUUUUUCCGCAGUAUAGACUGGGACCAGCUGGAAAAGAAGGAGAUGACGCCACCUUUCAAACCUCAAAUCUCUGAUGAGUACGGUCUGGAAAACUUCGACACGCAGUUUACUAACGAACCAGUGCAGCUAACGCCAGACGAUGAGGACGUCAUCAAAAGAAUAGACCAGUCAGAGUUUGAAGGAUUUGAAUACAUCAACCCCCUGCUGCUAUCCACAGAGGAGUCUGUAUGAAGGAGACCAGCUUCCUUCUUUGCCCACCUACUGUCUGUCCAGGCUGCCGUCUCAGCCAAAUAAAGACUACUUUACAAGCCAACUCUGGAAGGCGAGGAGGAGGAAGAGCAGAGGGCGACGAGGAGGACAAACUCCCCCUCUGGACUGGUCAUCAAGACAAGGCAACAGAGGAGUGGGAGACAUUUCCUUCCUGAACGAUUACCAGACUCUUUCCUGGAUGUUAGGGGGGGGACAAGGGAGACACUGGACUACAGGAACAUUCCCCGUCUUCAUGUUGUCUUCUCCUUUUCUUUUCUUUUUUGCAUUUUACCUUCAGAAUGUCCAUCCUGGUGUCAAAGCACGGUCGGCUUUGUAAUUUCAGAGAUAGAAAUGUUUCAUUCUGUGCCUGCCAUCAUGAAGACAUGUCCGCCCGUCUCACGUCCCUGGACGAACAGGACAGUUCUGCUGAGGAGCAGAUUUUAUGUGCACUUUUUUUUGUUCUUCUAUCUGGUCGGGGGGCGAAGCCUCACAUGGAACAGGAAUGUACAAUGACGAAGGAAAACAUAAGUUAUUGUGUGUAAUAAUGUAGGUAGAAUCCAGAAUUCGAUGCCUUUUUCUUGAUGCAAGCAGCACAUUUUCAUUAGUCGACACAAACAUUUUUAUUAUCUUUUAUGGUUUUCACAAACCAAAGGGGGGGCUAACUGGGUUACGGCUUUUUAUUUAAGAAGUGCCUCAAAGAUCAAAAUGAUUAAUUACGUCUCUGAAUGCACUUAUUGGACAUUCUUCACCCAUCACGGCUUCAGUAGUUAAAGGUGCUGAAAUGAAGAAUAGACUAAACUAGUCCGGUCUGUGGGGAAUCUGUGUGUCUGCACACAACUCCUAGUUUUCACUGAAUUGAUUAAAAUAUUUACGAUGAUGUAGAAAUUCACAAGAGCAUCAAAACACCAUGAGACAUGUGACUAAGAGGUGACGAGCUGCGCGGUGAAGAUGGCGUCUGAUGCCAGAUGGGAGCCGUACUUUCCAGCCUUCUGUAAUCUGAAGGCCACAGCGGACUUACUGCCAGUCUCAGCCGGGCGGCUUUAGAAACAGACAUUAGGCUGAAAACGAAGCGUUCCUUUGGCUCCAGCAUCCACAGCGUGUACAGGCGUGCUGGCCGAGAUCAGGUUCUUCCACUGCGUGACCAUCUGCAGCCCCUCCAAGGUGCCAUGUGACCUGAUGGUCGUGCUGCCUCCGUCUCUCAAACGCAGCCUGGCUUCGCCUGAUGCAGCUGAGAUUCAGCUUGAAGUGGACUGGACUGCAGCAGGACCGGGGCUGGCUAACGAAGCCCAGAACCGUUUGAGUCCCAGCUGAAAUAAAUCAGGAUGUCUGACUGUUAAAAACAUCAAAAUCUCACACUGAUGCUGCAUUUUGACCAAAAGUAUCAGGUACUUCUAGUUCUGGGGACGUUUCAGGCAAAUUUAUCCACAGACACUCAUUUCAACAGCUGGACAGCGUUCCUGGUCCCACAGGCCGUGAGGGAAUAGAUGUAUUGACUCUACGACUCUGGGUGCUGAUCUUCCUCCUUUACUGUCAGACUUUCUCUGGUUGACGUGUCGCAUUAGAGCAACAACUGGCAGCACGUUGAGCUGAACAGCUGGACAUUCAGGAGGGCUGUACGCUCCACGUUUUAAAAUAAUAAUCCUGUUACUUCUGGGUCAAAGCCUGGGACUGACGCUGGAGACAGUCUUUAAGCCAGUUUCUUUCCAGCUGAACAUGGACACGAAGGAAAUUCAACUCCCAGCUGCAUCAUGUGCUCGUUAGUUUGACUCAUUUGAUUCAGUUUCAGUCAAACUAACACAUUCAUGUGUUUUAAAAGUCCAGCUUUAGCGGGACUAACACGAUAAUUUCAGUUUUUUUUCUAAUGUCAUGUAAACAUACGGCUGAGCUGCAGCCACAGAAAUCAGCAACGUGGCACCUUCCUUCAGCCUCAUGCAAAACUACUUCAACUUAACUUGAUUUUCCAUCUUCCUGGUUUCGGUUUGUUUUUCCUUUUUUACCGUCUGGACUUCACACUCGACUUGCUCCUGAUUUCAGCAUUUAAUGCUAAAUAUGAGUCCAGUUUUAGCAUCAGAAAUACUGAUCCAGUUAUGGAUGUUGUGAUACUGAAUGCAGUCCAACACGCCGGGUCACUGCAUCGGUGGUGUGGAGGCCGAGUUUCUACAGCUGCUACGCUGCUCAUUUCUCCAUCAUUUCACCAACACAAAGUGAAGUUUUUAGCUGGUUUGACUUCAUCUACUGCCAUCUUUACAACAAAGCAGCAUAUCGGUAAGCACACAAAGGGUAAAGCCGGGAUCAAAACGCUAACACAUUCACAAAAAAAUCAGCUCUUAUCAGGAUUGAAGUCUCUGACUGAGGUCCGUCGCGUCUGAAACGAGCCAAGUCGAUCUUUUUGUGUGCUUCCGGGGAGAAGAGAGCUCUCUAUUGGCUGAGAAUUAUUAGAUGAAAUCUGACCCGUGCUAAUUUCAUAACUACAUAAUAGGAUUAAUUAGCUGAUCCUGAGUCCAAGGGUGUCAAUUAGCUGCAGGGUCUUCAGAGGCAGGGAAGAAAAGAUAAUGAAGCAGCUUUACAGUCACGGUAUCGUCCACCACAAUGAACACACACACACACAC